GAUAACGCUAAUCCUCGUGGGAGUAAGGGAUAUAGGCGUUGCGUUGGAUAAGCCUUUGGACAUUCUCUUCACUCCCGCUUCUGUACAGAGCAUAAUAAUGGAAGCUCUGGCGCUUCCUUCCCUGAAUUCACUCACCAUUUCCUCUUCUAAUUUGAAGAAACGCAGUUUUGCCAGCUUGCCCAGAAGCUUAAAUCACUGCAAAUUUUACGAACAAUCCACCUUAAAGUUCAAUGGUGCCCACCGCCAUCAUUUCAAUGUUAUCAAAAUGCAAAGUGAUAGUGAAGACUAUGAGCUGAAGCAAAUGAGGGAUAUGGCUGCAGCUAAAAAGAGAUGGGACUCUCUGAUCCGAGAAGGCAAAGUAAAAGUUCUGGUGCCAAGGGAAGCUGGUUAUGCCAUUCAGCUCUCUGAUAAGACAUUGCUUGAUGUUCGUCCUUCUACAGAACACAAAAAGGCAUGGGUUAAAGGCUCAACGUGGAUCCCAAUCUUUGAUGUUGAUGAUAAACUUGAUCCUGGAACUCUUUCUCGAAAGGUCACAAGCUUCAUGAUGGGGGGUUGGUGGAGUGGUGUGCCUACAGUAUCCUACAAUAGCCGAUUCUUGUCAGAAGUUCAAGAGAAGUUUCCAAAAGAUGCUGACCUUAUUCUUGCAUGCCAAAAGGGAUUGAGGUCCCUAGCUGCAUGCGAGCUCCUCUACAAUGCUGGUUAUAGAAACCUUUUCUGGGUUCAAGGCGGUCUAGAUGCUGCUGAAGAAGAGGAUCUUGCCAGAGAAGGUCCUCAGCCUUUAAAAUUCGCUGGGAUUGGUGGACUUUCAGAAUUCCUUGGUUGGACAGAUCAACAAAGGAUGGCUGGUGCAAAAGAAGGUUGGGGUUAUCGCUUGGUUUACUCUGCUCGUCUGGUUGCAGUCUUUCUUGCUGCUGAUGCCCUGUUUAUUGGCGCUCAGCAAUUGGGUCGCUAUGUUCAGGAAUUACGGUCUCACUAAGAUCACUAGCUGGGGUUCGUGUAGUAGGACGAAAGACAUGUGAGACUAAGGUCUGAAGUUUUGGCUAGAGUAGAGAGUUCUGUCUGAUGGGGAUGCUUGGAAUUAAUGAUAUGUAUAGGAGAGAUCUGCUGAUGCUCUGGUGUAUAUUCUUGAGUCUAGUUCUCAUUUUUUAGCAAGACUCCCAUUUUGCAGUACUAGGGAAGAGGUAGAGAUUUUGAGUUGGAAUUUACCACUUGAAGCAAGUUCAUGAGUGAGGAAUAGCAUUUAUUGUAUGCAACUCUGGGCAUUUCUUCAUAGUAUAAUUUGCCUGUAUUGCACGCUUCAUCUCCUUCCAAAUCAAUCAUACAACAGUUAUAAUUCCUACA
Benincasa hispida (wax gourd) is the source of this 1341-nucleotide messenger RNA. RefSeq names its product Rhodanese/Cell cycle control phosphatase superfamily protein. Lineage: Eukaryota; Viridiplantae; Streptophyta; Magnoliopsida; Cucurbitales; Cucurbitaceae. The record is from RefSeq and is a predicted model, not a curated record.